GUGUGUAUAUAUGUGCGUGUUUGUGUGUGUUGGUUUUUUUCAUGCGCAAUUUGGGUUAUAAAGCAAAAGCGAAAAGUGAAAAAAAAGAACGCGCCUGCUUUAGUGCUUAAAAUGCAUUAAAAAGUUUCUGCGGCAAGGGGCUUCAUUGAUUUUCCUACGCACUAAAGUAUGCUAUGCAAAACUAAACGCUGGAAAUCGCCUGCCAAUGGCCGCGGCCGCGUUUAAAGCGCAUCACACGCCCCAACAAAGGACAAUAAGGAUGUGGUCGGCAAAAACAACAACAGCAACAACAAUAACAACAACAAAGCCAUGUAGCUGCUAAGCAGCGAGUCAGCCAAACGCCACCCCCGCUUAACAAAGGGAAAGCGAAGAAAGCAGCAGCAGCAGGAGCAGCAACAAAGCAGCAGCAGCAGCAGCAGGUCGCGGGGUCAGCCGCUCGACGACAGUUAGCAGCAGGCGACGAUUGGUUGGUUGGUCGAUUGCCAAGCUGGCUCCCGUUUUGCCCAGCAGCGGCAUGGCCGGCCUGGUCAGCGCCGCUGCCAAUGGUGGCGCCGGUGGCAAGCAUCACCAGCAGCAUCAUCUCAUCUCGCCAACGCACUCACACACACACUCGCACUCGCACACACACACACUGCCGGCCGGCAUAUGCAGCAGCGACAGCGGCAUUUCAACCUUGAGCGCCAUCUCGCCGCCGCUCUCGUCGGGCAACUCGAUUGGCAGCAAUGCAGCGACCAGCACAGCAGCCGGCAGUCCAAGUCCGCAGCUGCGCACCUCGCCGGCGCUAAGCAUGCUGGGCAGCGCCACUGCCACGGCCAGCGGCAAAACUCAAACACUCAGUCCGGCGGGCAGUGGCUCACCCAACUAUUUGAGCACCAUGAAGCUGCUCGGGCCGGCGGCGAGCAUCGAUCUGGGCAGCUCGCCGCUCUCGCAUCGCAACUACAGCAACACGCUCAAGGGCUUCAGUUUCCGGCGCAGCUUUGACGACAAGAUUAUCACACCGCCGCCCUAUUUAUCGCAUGUCCAUGGGCAUGGCGGCUACAGCAGCGGCGGCGGCACGGGCGUCAGUGCGGCUCCCACAGCUGCGCCCAUACCCUAUCCACACUUCCAUCCAGCGUCGCAUCAUCAUGCGAACGUCACGCCGCCGUCGGUGGGCGCGGCGCAUCAUCUGCAUCUGCAUCAUCAUGGCGCCGGCAGCGCUGCCCAGCCUCUGUCGCUGGGCACACUGUCCACGCUAACGUCGUCGCAGUCCACCACGAAGCUCUCCUACCGCGAUGACUUUCUGCAGCAGAUUGGCUAUCUGCCAACGACGCGCAUUUACAGCACACCAACGAGCCUUGUGGACGAGGACCGAGCACAGCAGGACUUUCUAUCGCUGUCGCUAUCGCCGCCACUGAAUCGUCGUCGGGAUAUGCCGGCGCUGCGAGGACCCUUUGUCAGUCUCUCGGAGCCACGCGGCACGUUGAGCACCACAGAUGAGAUCUAUCCCGAUUCGCCGGAUAGCAGCCUCUACGGCUCGGAUGAGGAGCAAGAGGAUGCCUCACAAUAUUGCCGUGGCGGCUAUCAUCCGGUGGUCAUUGGCGAUAUAUUCGACAAUCGUUUUCGUGUUGUGCGCAAACUGGGCUGGGGUCACUUCUCCACUGUCUGGCUCUGUCGGGAUCUCAAGGAUGAGAAAUACGUAGCUUUAAAGGUGGUGAAGAGCGCACCGCAUUAUAUUGAGACUGCAGCGGAUGAGAUACGCCUGCUGGAGGCCAUACGCGAUGCCGAUCCGCUGGACAUGAAGCGUGAGCGGAUUGUACGACUGAUGAAUCAUUUUACGGUGCGCGGCGUCAACGGCGUCCACACCUGCCUCGUCUUUGAGGCGCUCGGCUGCAGCCUGUACAAACUUAUUGUGAAGAACAACUAUCAGGGAUUGGCCAUCAGCCAGGUGCGCAACAUUAUCAAACAGGUGCUGGAGGGUCUGGACUAUUUGCAUAGCAAGUGCAGCAUUAUACACACGGACAUCAAACCCGAGAAUAUUCUGCUGGUCAUCGAUAAUGCGGCGGCUAUGAACCAACAGAUCGACGAUGAGAUCAACAGUCUGCGCGUCAAGGGAGCCGACUUUCCCGACUCGUAUAUCAGCUCGAUUGAGAAGCAAACGAAGACGCGUGCCAAGUGGCCGCUAAUCGAGCCCAAUGGCUCAACGAACACGACGAGCAACAGCACAGCGAACAACUCGACAUCAUCGACGCCACUGGCUGCUGUGGUAAUGUCGUCGCUGGAUAAGGACGACACCACAACGACCUCGUCCACGCUUAACUCCAAUACCACCUCAUCGCUGGCCUCCAAGUACUCGAGCCUGCUGGGCGAGAGCGAGUGCAACGGCAUGGGGCUCAGCGGCAUGGGCAGCAUUGAGAGUCCUGUGCUGGGAGGAGGCUCUACGAAUUUAUGCAAUCGCUAUCGAGCUGAGAAGAAAAUCACUGCCAAGUCUUCUAAUGACCACGAUGAGGAAACUGACGCCGAUACGCUCGGCGAUGAUAGCACCAUAGCCAGCGAUUCGCCUACCGAACAAGACGUUAGUCCAAGUACAAAUCACGUUGACGACGUUGUUGUCGACGUGUUGACCACGGACAAGAUGCCCAACGUUACAAUCAGCAACUCCAACACCAAUAUCAAUUCGAAUACUCAAAGCACGUGCACGUCCACAGCACAACAGAACAACAUCAACAACAUACUCAACACGAUCGAUAGCAGCAACAGUCCCCCAAUGUCCGCAUCCGCAAACACCACUACCACUACCACUGCCUCUGCCUCUGCCUCAGUGUCUGACAAUGCACCAAAUCCAGCUCCUAGCAGCACAAACAGCACAUGCACGUAUCUAGCAACAGCAACAACAACAGCAACUGCAACAACAGCAGCAGCAACAUCAGCAGCAAGUGUAGCAACUGUAGCAACAGCAGCAAGCGUUGCUAAUGGCAGCAGCUGUGACAAUAAGACAACAAUAACAACGUUGGCUGGCGCUGCAACAACAACAGUUACAACAACAAGCACAACAACAACAACUGCUGCUAAACUAAAUGUCAAUGCCAAUGCCAUUCCUUCGCAGAACCAAAGCCAGAGCCAGAGCCAGAGCCAAUCCUAUACGCACACGAUACAAUCGCUCAUCAACAACAGCAAUGUGAGAGUGAAGAUUGCCGAUCUGGGCAAUGCCUGCUACGAUUAUCAUCACUUCACCGAGGACAUACAGACGCGUCAGUAUCGCUCGAUCGAGGUGCUGCUGGGUGCGCCAUAUAACUAUACCGCCGAUAUCUGGAGCACCGCCUGCCUGGCCUUUGAGCUGGCCACGGGCGAUUAUCUGUUCGAUCCGCAUGCGGGCGAGUCCUACAGCCGCGAUGAGGAUCAUUUGGCGCACAUUGUCGAGCUGCUGGGCUCCAUACCACAGUCGGUAAUACUGCGCGGCAAGCAUGGCCUUAAGUACUUCACCAGCUAUGGCAGCCUACGCAACAUCACCAAGCUGAAGCCCUGGAGUCUGUUAAAUGUGCUGGUGGAGAAAUACGACUGGGAUCCAGUGGAGGCAAAGAAGUUCUCCGAGUUUUUGCUGCCCAUGCUGGAGUAUAAUCCCGUUAUACGCGCCUCGGCCGCCGAGUGCCUGCAGCAUCCCUGGCUGGAGCAAGAGGAGCUCGUCUAAAAUAAAUAAGAAGGGCAACAAAUUAUUAAAGUAGAGAGACAGACAUGCAUCAAAACACACACAAACAUACAAAUACAUAUACAUAUACUUACAUACUUA
Messenger RNA from Drosophila busckii, 3763 nucleotides. It is a transcript of the gene Srpk79D, whose product is annotated as SRSF protein kinase 3. Bases 515 to 3664 code for a protein of 1049 amino acids. Gene Ontology annotation, biological process: spliceosomal complex assembly; protein phosphorylation; regulation of mRNA processing. The record is from RefSeq and is a predicted model, not a curated record. Gene Ontology annotation, molecular function: protein kinase activity; ATP binding. The transcript is spliced from 8 exons. NCBI's taxonomy places the organism in Eukaryota, Metazoa, Arthropoda, Insecta, Diptera, Drosophilidae.